Messenger RNA from Nerophis ophidion (straightnose pipefish), 493 nucleotides. Its product is annotated as LYR motif-containing protein 4B-like. Lineage: Eukaryota; Metazoa; Chordata; Actinopteri; Syngnathiformes; Syngnathidae. The transcript is spliced from 3 exons. The record is from RefSeq and is a predicted model, not a curated record. Gene Ontology annotation, cellular component: L-cysteine desulfurase complex; mitochondrion. Gene Ontology annotation, biological process: iron-sulfur cluster assembly. Bases 72 to 329 code for a protein of 85 amino acids.
ACAGGCGCUCUUUGGGCUCAGUCGUAAGCGGGGUCUUGAGCGGAGUUGAAGCGAGGAUUGCUGUUAGCAACAUGAUGGCGGCUUGCCCCACUACGCAGGUUUUGUCUCUCUAUCGGAUGCUUUUGCGAGAAAGCAGCAACUUCACCUCCUACAAUUACAGGACCUAUGCAAUGCGGAGGGUGCGCGAUGCCUUCAGGGCCAACAGGAAAGUAGAGGACCCCAAAAGGGUGGAGACGCUGUUGCUGGACGGCUGGCAGUCGCUGGCACUGAUAAAGAGACAGGUGACCAUUGGCGGUAUGUUCCAGACCCAGAAGACGGUGAUGGAGUAGCACGCAGGUGGAGGAUGGGGACCUGACAUCACAGCCAAUCAGCACUUCCUGCUUCUGAGGUGGGAGGGGCCUUGUGGGAGCGUACUUCAGAGGGUUCAGAAGAUCUAUUGUGAAUGUUGUAUAUUAUUUAAUAGCAAAUAAAAUGAGUGACACAAGUGAAAAGA